ACAGCGCCGCGCCGCCCGCCGCGCAGUCGUGCUACGUCACCAAAAUAAAUAAAACAACAGUUAUCCCGAAAAAAAAAACAAUAGUCAAAAUAACAAGAAAAACACUCUCGCGAUGUGAAAAUUAAAAAGUUAGUGAUUUCCUGUUUCGCCAAUGGCGGCAGUGUCGUGUUCCGCCUUCGAAAUUUAGUGCAACCGUGUGUUUUAGUGCUGAAUGCUGACCUAGUUUUAAAUGCAAUGUGACGUCAUUUGGCAAAAAUGUAAACCAAUCCAAGUGCCAAAAUGACUCUAAAUCUAACCGGAAACCGUACCGUGGAACCGCGUUCAACGGCCUACUACUACGCGGACAUCGAGCGUCUGAAACGGAAAAACCAGAACGGAACUCCUCACAUCACUGCCGACGAAGAAACGAGGAACCCUGACGAGCUCAGCGAAUAUGUCGAGUCUAAUGAAGUUGUCAACGAAGGAGCUAAAGUGGAAGUGCCUCCUUUACGAGACAGGCAGUACAGUUUACCUGAGUACACUACGCCUGAAGCUUGCAGACCUGAGGAGACCUAUUCAACGGCAGGCACAUUUCCAAUGCCAGAGCCUAAAGAGAAAGAACCACUGCUAGCUGAGCUGGAACUUGUUGGUCGACUGCCUUUAAGCCAGUUGGAUAGUGGAUCUGGAGUCAGGAGGAGUAGGAGCUGGUAUCUCUGCUGUCCCAAUGUGGCGGAUGAGGAGGUGUCCAGGGAGUCUUCUUGGCGGUACUCGAGUCUGCGGCCGGUUACGGCGCCUCCGAUGGGGAGGAAUGGAAUGAAUUUUAUGGUAACAACUCAAAGCAGCGGGCAUCCCGACGCGACCACGCUGCGCUGCGAGCGCGACGCACUAGCCCGGGCGCUGUCGGCGGAGCGGGCGCGGGCCGCCGCGGCCGCGAGAGCUCACGAUGCAAGGCUGGCUGAACUACAUGGGGUCAUUGCUGAGCUGGUGCGGAGGAGGGCAGCGGAUAAGCAGGCUAGGGCUAUCCCCGAGGAAGAAGUAUCAGAUGAAUGUGAGUCGACUACGCAACCGGCGGGGGAGCUGGACAACGACGCCGACAGGUCCAGGACAGACCAAAAUGACAGCUCGUCCCUCGUCAGUCCGGCCGAGCUACCGACUCCUCAGGAGAAGGUGGAACCUGGAUCGGAGGAUUUUAAACAUGAGGUCCAAGUCAGGUGGGUUAAGCCACAAGAGAUGAGCUCUAGUGAAACUCACCCCGUGGACAACUGUGAUACCAGCCUGGAUCUGUCAGCCAGGGAUUCAGAGAUCUGUCUGAGCACCGCGAGAUGUUGCGGCUACACGCGUCCACACGCCAGCUCGGGCAGCUGCGAGCGCGAGCACGGCUCGGCCGACGGAGCGCGGGUGUGUACGGCCUCGCCGCGCGACGAGCGCCGAGCCAAGCUCGCCAGCAGGGUGCGACUGAGACGGACUGACGACGACACCAGCCAUGAGGAGACGUGGUGUGCGGAGGCGGCGGAGAGGCUGGCGCUGGAUGUGUGCGCUCAGGCGGACCUCAGGGAGGCGCUGGUCGCAGCCAGCAAUGAUGGUUGCGCGCUGUCGGCCAGCGUGGCGGCGUGGCGCGCGCGGUGCGCGCGGCUGGAGGCCGACGCGCGCGUGCUGCGGUGCGCGCUCGGCGCCGCCGCCGACACCGCGCACAGAUUAUCGUGUGCGUGUGCGAUGCAAGAGUCGUCCUCGGUGUCCGUGUGUCUGGCGUUGCGCGCCGCCGACCGAGCGCUGGAAACGUAUGACGUACUACUGGCAUUAGCCGAGACCUUACACAGUCCGCAAGAAGAGCGCAAAGCAGCAGAGGUAGUAGCGAAGCAGUUGCUGGCGCGACUGGACGCGGAGCACACGUCGGCUACAAUAGGAGAGCCGCUGCUGUCGCCGGGGCCGUGGCUGCAGCACGACGGACAGGCGCACACAGACAGCGAGUGGACGGAAGAAUGCGAGACAAGGCUCCGAGCGCACGCGGCGCGGCUCAAGAGCGACACCGUCACGCUGCGGAACGCCGGGCAAGCGCCCGCGCUGUUCUCAUAUCACGAUGUAGAAGAAGAUGACUUACCAAAAUCCGCGGGCAGCGCCAGUAUGGCGGAGAUGGAGGCAGCGGUCAUGAUGCAGGAGAUACUCGCGAUGCGCGAGGCCCGCGCUGCCGCUCGAGCCGCCGAGGCCGCCGCCGGCCUCCGGGACCCCAACGAAGACCACAAGGAACAUAAAGAAUAUAAGGACCACAAGGAGUACAGCUACAAGGACCACAAAGACUAUGACCAUAAGGACAGGGACAAGGACCAUUCGCAACAUAAGAGCGACUCGACCCGCAGCCGCCGCCGGCGCGAGCGACACUGGCUGGAAACGCAGGCCUCCGAGACCGACCUCUGAACAUAUCCUAACCUAACUUUUAUUCCUCAGUAUAUAUACUAUAGAGACUAGUCUCUAGAGAUGGGCCGAAUAUGGACUUUGCCGAAUACGAAUAUUCGGUCCAGAUCAUACCGAACCGAAUAUUCGGUUGACUAAAACCAUAGAGAAAAAAAACAAUAAAUGCUCACUCCAUACUUAAGUUUUAGUACCAAUAAGACUAUUAUUUUCGCAGUCGACAUCUAGCACCGAGUAGCAGAAUUAUCAGUACUGCUACUUGACAAUAGAUGUUCCACCGACCGAAAAGUC
This is a messenger RNA of Cydia splendana, 2676 nucleotides long. RefSeq lists its product as uncharacterized. The record is from RefSeq and is a predicted model, not a curated record. The transcript has 15 exons. NCBI's taxonomy places the organism in Eukaryota, Metazoa, Arthropoda, Insecta, Lepidoptera, Tortricidae. Bases 280 to 2391 code for a protein of 703 amino acids.